Molecule: messenger RNA, 495 nt
Organism: Balaenoptera acutorostrata (minke whale)
Lineage: Eukaryota; Metazoa; Chordata; Mammalia; Artiodactyla; Balaenopteridae
Gene: RPL34
Product: ribosomal protein L34
Exons: 5
Coding region: 99-452 (117 amino acids)
Biological process (GO): translation
Cellular component (GO): ribosome
Molecular function (GO): structural constituent of ribosome
Source: RefSeq, a predicted model, not a curated record
UUAUCGUUACUGCCUUUACAAUCGGCCGCCAUCCGGGGUGUUGCAGGAGACGCGGUCUCUCAGGCACAGUCUUUUGAGCUGGCGUUGGGGCAUUCAGGAUGGUUCAGCGUUUGACAUACCGUCGUAGGCUGUCCUACAAUACAGCCUCUAACAAAACCAGGCUGUCCCGAACCCCUGGUAAUAGAAUUGUUUACCUUUAUACCAAGAAAGUUGGGAAAGCACCAAAAUCUGCAUGUGGCGUGUGCCCAGGCCGACUUCGAGGAGUUCGUGCUGUGAGACCUAAAGUUCUUAUGAGGUUGUCUAAAACGAAAAAACAUGUUAGCCGGGCCUAUGGCGGUUCCAUGUGUGCUAAAUGUGUCCGUGACAGGAUCAAGCGUGCUUUCCUCAUUGAGGAGCAGAAAAUCGUUGUGAAAGUGUUGAAAGCACAAGCGCAGAGUCAGAAAGCUAAAUAAAAAAAUGAAGCUUCUUUGAGUAAUAAAAAAAUCAAAAAGCCUU